CGUUGCUGUCACGGUGAUGUUAUUAAUCUUUAACAUCAUCAGAGGAGAAGACAUCCACAGAGUCAUGUGAGAAACUGCACUUUAUACUUGUCUGGAUGAGACUUUAAGAGCAAGACGACCAUCAGGAAACAUGAGCUCAAACACAAGAGGAUGAAAAUGUCUUCACUUGGAAGAAUAAGGUUUCAAACGUUAACCAGCUGGUUAGCUUUCACAGCUUUGUUCGGCUCAGCCAAUCCAGGACGAGCAGCUUCUGGCCGCAGCCCUCUGACCUUUGCCCCCACCUGCAGGAUAAGAGGUCAUCCGGAGGUAGAGAUCACUUUAAACUGUGGAGAUGGAAACAACAGCGGUGUGGUCCAGUACUGGCACACUCCCUUCGGGGGCCUCCAGACUCCUGGUUUCCACACUGAACUGGACCCCGUUUUCAUGCACCAUGACGGGAGCCUGGUGAUCCCAAACUCCAGCCUCCUGCACAGCGGGCUGUACUACUGCCUCCUGCAGCGCCCGGAGGGAACCACCCUGUGGCCCUACGACCUUCAUGUCCUCAGCCACCAGGAGCAGGAGGUUUAUGAAGAGAGAAACAGCUGCGCUGCAGUCAGGUUCAGGAGGAACGCCGGCUCUGCAGAGGAGAAGAGCGCCGGCGUCUCAGACGGCCUGUUUGCAGGAGCCGUGGUGGCGUCAGUGCUGCUGACCUUCGUGGUGGGAUUCUGCGCCGGGGCCCUGAGCAGGAACUACGUUCUCAGGUGCUUAGCAACAGUCGCUAUGAAACUGCAGUCAAGGAAGCAGCAGGAACCUGACACGCCAGACCACAGCUCUCAGGUCGCCAUGACAACCUUGCCACCCAUGUAUACCAACCGGUCUUUUGAAGCGGAAGAAGUGAUGCACGACGACUCUACGAGUACAGAUACGACUAUUUCAUCAACGACCGCAUCUCCUCCUCCCAAACCCCAGAGGAGCUUCCGGCAGAAGAGAGCGGCGGGGCAGGAAGCCACCGCCUAUCUAGAGGGGUGCGACUACAUUGAGGAGGAGAGGGCAGAGAGGGACGGGGGGGCAGGAAGGGGUGGGGAGGAAUCGACAGGGUGUGAUGGGGAGGCAGAGGAAGGAGACUUUGGUGGCGUCUAUCUGUUAGAAGAUGUAGGGAGUCGGACUGAGACCGAUGUGGACAAGUGCAGCGAGGAUGAGGAGGAGAAUGAUGGAGAUGAGAGCAGAGAGGAGCAGAGGGACUGGGGAUUGGAGGAGGAGAAUAAGAGCAAAAAGCAUAGUGAGGAGAUUAGAAGAGGCGAGGAAGUUGAAGAAACAACUAGCACAGAAGUGGAAGAGUCACACACAGAAACGUCAGACAACAAAACCAGCAUCACAGAGGAUCCAUCUCCAUCCGCACCCCCCCGGGGGCGCCGCAGCCGUGUCAUCCGGCUGUACCAGUACAACGAAGACGGGGAGAGAUUCCACCACCUUCCAGACACGACUCCCCAACAGCCAGUGCCCCCUCCCCGGCUCAAACAGCGCUCCCGCUCUCUCACACGCCUCAACGCCAUCAUGGCUGCCGCCGCCGCGGGGCCGAUGGAGGAGGGAGACGCGGAGAGAGGGGAGAGGGAGGAGAAGCCAGGCUUCCACAUGGAGAUCUAGAAACCUACAGACUAAUGACGGGCCUCGGCCCGGAACAGGCCUUUUCCUUCGGGCUCACUGAGUUUGGGAGCGGAGUUCCAAGUGAACAGCAUCUUUACACUUUAACAGACUGGAUCACUAAAUGACUGAAUUCCCCUCACCUCCACACGAUCACUUCUAAUUAAAUCUGUCAAUAAUAAGCCAAUAAAUGAAAGUGGCUCAAAAUUUGUAUUUUUAAAAUAAAUGACCCUCCACAGCUUUCACCUUGACAUCAUUAAUGAAAAAAGGGGAAAGAGAAACAUGUAAGGAGUUAACAGACAACCUUGCUGAAGUGGGGAUUAGAACCAGUGACAUGCAGCAGUCAAUACGUCACCAAAACCAUCAAAUAUUACGCUUGAUGCAUGUUUGUCCCUGGGAAGUAUAGCAGAUAAAUUCAAAUACAUUCAUAACUAUUAUUGCAAAACAGUUAAGUCUAAAAAGUAAAACAUGUUUCUCCAGAGCGCUCAGUCACAUUCCUGUCAAAAGUGAGUGUGUGGAAAUAAAUCACCCGUUGCUUUGAAUGCCGCAGGGACAAAGA
This is a messenger RNA of Cololabis saira (Pacific saury), 2179 nucleotides long. RefSeq lists its product as uncharacterized. The record is from RefSeq and is a predicted model, not a curated record. Lineage: Eukaryota; Metazoa; Chordata; Actinopteri; Beloniformes; Belonidae. The transcript is spliced from 4 exons. Bases 151 to 1623 code for a protein of 490 amino acids.